Molecule: messenger RNA, 1256 nt
Organism: Leguminivora glycinivorella
Lineage: Eukaryota; Metazoa; Arthropoda; Insecta; Lepidoptera; Tortricidae
Product: tetraspanin-7-like
Exons: 5
Coding region: 118-825 (235 amino acids)
Cellular component (GO): membrane
Source: RefSeq, a predicted model, not a curated record
CCCGCGCAUGCGCGUAGCGUCGAUCAACAUCCCGCUCAACCCAGCCCCGACUGGCCCCACGUCAAACACUUCCCCAAAUAUUUCCCUAAAUCCAUGAAUGAACCAACGUAAGCGGUGAUGGGGAACCAGUUCAAGAACGUGGCGGUGAUAGCCUGCCUCAAGACUUUUCUGUUCAUCUUUAACAUCGUGUUCUGGUUAUCAGGCCUCCUGCUGCUAAUAGUGGGGCUAUGGGCGGAGUUCGACCUGUACAAAUACAUGCAGCUGUCGUCCGAGUUCUCCGGCACGGCGCCGCACGCCAUGAUCGGCAUCGCCGGGCUCAUCGUACUGGUCAGCUCCGUGGCCUUCUCCUGCAUCAUCAAGGGGCAGCCAGUUCUGCUAUACAUCUACGGUGGUUUCCUGGCCUGCAUCUUCAUGAUGAACGCAGGCGUGGGCGCUUCGGUGGCAUGCUACCGAGACACCUUCUCCAAAGGACUGUACGACGGCCUCACACAGACGCUCGUCUCUAGCGACCGACACAGGAGCAACUUCGACUUGGCUCAAUCCACUCUACAUUGCUGCGGCGUGUCUAACUACACGGACUGGGUGCACGUACAGCGCUCGAUCCCCCUGUCGUGCUGCGUCAACCCCGACGAAUGUAUCACUGCCAACUACAGCCACGUGUACCAGGCGGGAUGCUACAAGGUGAUCGUGGAAUAUCUCGAAAGCAACAUGAACAUCCUGAUCGGCAUCGCUAUCGGCACUGCUCUUUUCCCUCUGGUCGGCACCGUGCUAUCCUGCUGCCUCGCGAGUUACAUCAAGAAAUCUAAGUACGACUCCAUGAACUGAGUAACACCUGGGGGGAAGCCGACGCGAAGAUUUUAAGUAUUAAUGCUCUGGUUUCUAGCUCACGGUGCACCGAAAGCCUGGCCACGAAAUGCCAAGUUGGAGUGAGACACAGUGAUCCAUCUUUUCGUUUCCCCGUGUCGUCGUGGCUGGGCCGUAAGCGUCGUAGAGAAAUCCCCAGCCUUUCUGUACAACGCAUACUCAGGUGCAGCAUGAGCGGAACCAACGCCUAACCAAUGGACUGAAUGAUUUUGAUUAUAUACUCAAUUAUUAUUAGAAUUAAAUAUUUAAUAACACAACUAAAGUUGUGGCUUUAUAUUACAACUGUCAAUACUCUUUAAAAGUUCAAAAUUAUCAUCCUAUAUUUAGGUUAGAGAAUAUUGAUGUAUAGCUUUAUGAAAGUUUAUUAUAUUAUGUUAUUAAAUUGUGCCAGC